AUGCUUUCCCGCUUCGUUCGAAGCGCUAUUCGCGCUCCUCGGCCAUAUAGAAGGGCGUUUGCGACGGUUCACAACGUCGGGCCCCAGACAGAAAUCACGACCCUCUCGAACGGUCUAACUGUCGCGACCGAAUCUCAACCUCAUGCGCAGACAGCGACCGUUGGGGUGUGGAUUGACGCGGGUUCCAGGGCGGAAACCGACAAGACGAACGUAGAGGUCGAAAACAUUGGCGCACAUCUUAAUGCCUAUACCUCUCGCGAGCAGACUGUCUACUACGCCAAAAGUUUCAGCAAGGACGUCCCUGUGGCCAUGGACAUCAUCAGCGACAUUCUGCAAAACUCGAAGCUCGAGAACUCUGCCAUUGAGAGAGAGCGUGGUGUUAUUCUCAGGGAGCAGGAAGAGGUUGACAAGCAGCUUGAGGAAGUCGUCUUUGACCACCUUCACUCUGUCGCCUUCCAAGGACAGUCUCUUGGCCGUACAAUUCUCGGUCCCAAGGCGAAUAUCCUCUCCAUCAAUCGCAACGACCUUUCCUCCUACAUAAAGACCAACUACACCGCUGACCGCAUGGUCCUCGUCGGUACAGGAGGCAUUGAGCACGAAGUGCUUGUUAAGCUUGCCGAGAAGCACUUUACCUCUCUUCCCGUGUCCUCCAACCCCAUACCCCUCGGCCGUCUCUCGCACCCUAAGCCCACAUUUGUAGGCUCAGAAGUGCGGGUCCGUGACGAUACCAUCCCCACUGCCAACAUUGCCAUCGCUGUUGAGGGUGUCGGCUGGAGCUCGCCCGACUACUUCCCCAUGAUGGUCAUGCAAUCCAUCUUCGGUAACUGGGAUCGCAGCCUCGGCGCUUCUAACCUCCUUUCCUCCCGGCUCUCUCACAUCCUUUCCAGCAACAACCUCGCCAACUCGUUCCUGUCCUUCUCGACCUCUUACUCUGAUACCGGUUUGUGGGGAAUCUACCUUGUAUCCGAGAACUUGAUGAACUUGGACGACCUCCUGCACAACACGUUGAAGGAAUGGACGAGGAUGAGCAUUUCACCUGAGGAGGUUGAGGUUGAACGGGCUAAGAGUCAGCUCAAGGCCGGCUUAUUGUUGAGUUUGGAUGGUACCACCGCAGUUGCUGAGGAUAUUGGCCGACAGCUUGUCACCAGUGGAAGGAGGAUGUCGCCUCAGCAGAUCGAGAGUGCUGUUGAUGCCGUCACCGUUGCUGACAUUAAACGUGUCGCGCAAAAGUAUCUUUGGGAUAAAGAUUUCGCUUUGGCUGCUCUGGGAAGUAUUGAGGGACUGUUCGAUUACAACCGCAUCCGUUCCGACAUGUCAUCUAUGAUCUACUAG
Messenger RNA from Desarmillaria tabescens, 1332 nucleotides. Its product is annotated as Metalloenzyme, LuxS/M16 peptidase-like protein. The transcript has 5 exons. The coding region runs from base 1 to 1332 and encodes 443 amino acids. NCBI's taxonomy places the organism in Eukaryota, Fungi, Basidiomycota, Agaricomycetes, Agaricales, Physalacriaceae. The record is from RefSeq and is a predicted model, not a curated record. Gene Ontology annotation, cellular component: mitochondrion. Gene Ontology annotation, molecular function: metal ion binding; metalloendopeptidase activity.